AUGGCAUGCAGCGGCCAGCACAAAGACGACCGACUUAAACAGAGACGGUCAAGUGGAGACAAUGACUACUUCUCAUGCAACCGAAGCAACCUGAAGUGGCCCGGACAGUACACGAUGAAACCCAUGGCAGGCGGCGGCGUUGAGUUGGGGAUGGGGGAUCUACAUGGCGAGUCUUUGUUGAAGGAUCUUCACGCCAAGAAACUUCCACGGCGAGAAAAUCACGGUGGAGACAAUGACAACUUCUCAUGCAAAUCGCUGAGGACCAACACUUCGCUGACGACAACUCAAGUCGAAAUCGCGGAGGCCCAAGUCAAAACCUUUCUGUCGCUAUCGCCAAGAGACGUCGACCUAGACCUCUUGGCAACUCGAAAACGGCGAAGCCUCUACGGCGAGAUUCUCGCAACGGGGUCUUCGCUCUUGAUUCGCGAAGGACUUGAAUCCGGGAGGCUCUUCCGUCGCUGUCGCCAAGAGAAGUCUUCGCCGCCAAGACGACCCUUGACCUGUUGGCAACUCGAAAGCGACGAUCGCUGCUGGUCGGCCUCUCCCGUCACCAUGUUGGGAAGGAGACGGUCGAGUGGAGAGUACCUAAGACUGGAAUGCUUCUACGCGAACCUGAAGCCGAUUGACGGACAUUCAAUCCCAACCCGGCCCCAUGUCAAGAUCGGCUCUCAGAUUGGCUCUCACCUGACAGUCGCGAACCUGAAAGGCGGACCGGCUGCAUUUCGGCUUGUCGUGCGCUGUCAAGAUGCGUCGAGUCAAGAUGACCGUGCAUUUACCGUGGCGAGCAUUUACCGUUUCAUCUCCAGGCGCUUCAUCGCCUCUCAGCUGUGUUUUAUCGCCCAUUGGCUCUCACAUGACAGUCGCGAACCUGAAAGGCCGGGUCAAAGCCGGCUCGCCAACGGCAGACUUGUUAAGACCUCGGCGGCCGUCUUGAUGACUCGAAAGGACUCCCUUUCGAAGGCGACUCGAAAGCGACGACACAACAACGAUCGCCGACGCAGUGCCGUCAAGGUGCAUCGAGAUGACCCUGGCUUCGCAAAUCGGGGGGACAAUUUUCGUCACGCGAAACUACUCGCCAAGCAGUCACACUCGCACGGCUUCACCGUCAACGGCGAACAUGCUUCUCUCGCAACACGAGCCGACGGCGAUCAGCGACGCGGCGAGUCGCUAGCGGACGACACGAGCGUACGGCGACGGACGGCGACGGACGGACGGAUCAGCCCGCGUUUCUACCAGCAGCGCCUUGAUCGGGUUGAGACGCACGGCGACGCACGGCGACUCAUGGCGACGCAUGAGGUCCCAUCGGCGCACGGCACAUCGGAGGCGGCGCUUCAACCGUCACGGAUUCCUCGUUACCAGCAGCGCCUCCCUCGGGAUGAGAACCUGACCGUCCGCCAUCCUCACGGAUGGGUACGCAUGGCGAAGCGCGAUGACGGAUGGGACGGUGGCGCUUGGCGGCGCUUCUCUCAGCCGGCGAUCUGCUAUCAGCUGCGCCUCGCUCCACUUGAGAUCUCGGCGACCUUCUUGGCGGCCGUCAUGACUCGAAUGCUCUCCACAAGUCCCGUUGCUGCCGCUCCGCCAAGACAAGUCGUCACUGACCUUUUGGCGACCGAAGCUGGCCAAGGCUUCCAACGCCAUUCGUCACUGAACCUGACCACGAAGGCGCACGGACGAUGGCUCUCGGGUGGCGAAGCGCGGCGACGCGUGGCGACGUAUGGCGAAGGGCGAAGCACGUCUCACGGCGCUUUGCGACGCUUCACUGACCGUCUCCGUGCCACUGACUGUCACUGCGCCAGCUGUGCCCUGAGCGUAGCACGACGGCGUACGAAGCACAGCGUAGCACGACGCGUACGAAGCACAGCGUAG
Molecule: messenger RNA, 1866 nt
Organism: Closterium sp. Yama58-4
Lineage: Eukaryota; Viridiplantae; Streptophyta; Zygnematophyceae; Desmidiales; Closteriaceae
Source: the annotation of a GenBank genome assembly